UGCAAAUAUUUGAAUUUGUGAGAAAUAGACAUAGGCACAUAGCAUAUGGCUCAUAGUAUUCACUCAUCAACAUUAAGCUCCUAAAAGCAAAACCAACCAACCCACCACUCAUUUACUUUUCUAAAAUUAGAAAAAAGUUAUCCCAACUUCCAUGGCCAAUAAUCUUAUGCAAUCACCGAUCCCAGCUUCUUCUCACACAGCUCCACAGUUAUCCAAAAUCAAACAAUCAAUUACUUCAAUCUCAGUUCCAAUUUCAAAACCCAACUAUUCAAGAUAUAAUAAGCCUUACCCAUAUCCAUAUCCAUACCCAUAUCCGUACCCGUACCCAUACCCAUCUUCUGGGUUUACACUUAGAAUUUGUUGUACUACUGAGGAACACAACUCAGAUUUGCUUACAGAUGAUGCAGAAACUAUUGCCUUCACCAAAAUAAGUAUAUAUCAGUCUCUGGAAGGUAUCAAUAGAGGUGUGUUUGGGGUAACAUCUUCCAAGAAGAGAGAAAUUGAAGGUUUAGUGAUGAAACUUGAGGCUAAAAAUCCAACACCCAAUCCAACACAAUGUUUGGAUAAGGUAAGUGGAUGUUGGAAGCUUAUAUACAGUACAAUUACUAUAUUGGGUUCUAAAAGAACUAAGCUUGGACUCAGAGAUUUUAUCAAUUUGGGGGAUUUUUUGCAGAUCAUUAAUAUUGAUGAGGGCAAAGCAGUUAACUUAAUCAAGUUCAAUGCAAGUGGAUUAAGUUUGCUCAAUGGUCAGUUGACAAUUCAGGCCUCUUUCAGCAUUGCAUCGCCUUCGAGAGUGAACAUUAAGUAUGACAGUUCACAGAUCAUCCCAGAACAGCUGAUGAAUUUGUUCAAGAAAAAUUAUGAACUUUUACUCAGCAUAUUCAACCCAGAAGGCUGGCUGGAGAUCACGUAUCCUUUUGUUUAUUCAUCUUGUUUUAACCAGUUAUUUACUAUGUUCAAGUUUUACUCUGGUAUGAGACGGCGCCGAAAGUGCAACAUGUAAUGGUUUGUUUGGUAGUCGGUAUUCAAUAAUGGUAAUGGUAAUAAAAAGUUAAUAUUAUUUUGGUAGAAAAAUAUCUCUACAAUUUACUCUGUUUAAGUCUUAUUCUGGUAUAUGCGUCGGGGUCCAAACUGCAACAUGUAUGAGUUUACCGAGAAAAGAGACUUUGGAUAACCUUUUUGUUGUUAGUAAAAUAUUCUUUUUUAUGUUGUUAAUGCGGUUCGUGACUUAAUACAUGUUUUAUUAUCGAAAUCGUUUGCACGUCCUUUGAUUCGUAUAUGAGGAGCCUUUUUUCUACUAUUGCCUAUGACUCCGAUAAGAUGGAAUCUAAGCCCGAGCUUGCCCAAGCUCUGGUCUGAGGCAUUUGAUUAAUAACCUUAUUAAUAUUGAAUUGUGUAACUUAUAAUACAGAAGAAUUAAAGUCGAUCAAGUUGGUUAUAAUGUACACACGUAGAGAUGAGUGUUCAACCCACCGUGUACUAGAAUUUUGCAGAACCGAGCUUACACUUGAACCUUAACGCAAAAGAUGUGCAGAUAUGUUGACGACACGAUGAGGAUAGGAAGAGAUGAUAAAGGCAACAUCUUCAUACUAGAAAGAGGAACAGAUGAUGAUUCAUGAUUUGUAUCUAGUUGGAUCUUCUCAACAAGGCCUUAUUAAUUCUUUCAUGUGCUUGAAGAUCGUACAAAUUUACAAGGGGCAAAGUAAAGAAAGCACGAUGUAUAGAUUAGCUUUGAUUUCUUCAUGGACAUGUCAUUUUGUCAAAUGUAACAUUUCUUCAUGUACAUGUCAUUAGAGCUAGUAAGAUUUAAUUUAUUUAAUUGCAAUUUUGAACG
Amaranthus tricolor (Joseph's coat) is the source of this 1834-nucleotide messenger RNA. Its product is annotated as fibrillin protein 5 homolog. Bases 152 to 1003 code for a protein of 283 amino acids. The record is from RefSeq and is a predicted model, not a curated record. NCBI's taxonomy places the organism in Eukaryota, Viridiplantae, Streptophyta, Magnoliopsida, Caryophyllales, Amaranthaceae. The transcript is spliced from 6 exons.